CCUGCUCUGCGGAGGGGCACCUUCAACCAGCUCCGCGGUGCACAGGCAGCGGCGUCCUCCUCCUCCUACCCGAGUCGUGAGAAACAGAAAACGAGUGGAAAAAAUACACGUUCACGAUGUCGCUCCUCACGUUCAGCAGGCUGGCGCCCAAACUCCUCAACUCCAAGAAUGCCACCUUCCUUGUGGCGGCCAGAAAUGCUAGCGCAUCAACAACAAAUCUGAAGGAUGUCCUGGCCGAUCUCAUCCCCAAAGAACAGACCAGGAUCAAGAACUUCAAACAGCAGUACGGCAAAACCAACAUAGGGCAGGUUACUGUUGACAUGGUCUAUGGAGGCAUGAGGGGGAUGAAGGGUCUGGUGUAUGAGACAUCCGUUCUGGAUCCUGACGAGGGCAUCCGUUUCCGUGGCUACAGCAUUCCCGAGUGUCAAGAGUUGCUGCCCAAAGCUCCAGGAGGUGCGGAGCCGCUGCCCGAGGGCCUCUUCUGGCUGUUGGUCACAGGGCAGGUGCCCACCGAGGAGCAGGUGAACUGGGUGUCCAAAGAGUGGGCGAAGAGAGCAGCACUUCCCUCCCACGUCGUCACCAUGCUGGACAACUUCCCCACAAACCUGCACCCCAUGUCUCAGUUCAGCGCGGCCAUCACCGCUCUGAACAGCGAGAGCGGCUUCGCGCGGGCUUAUUCCGAGGGCGUCCACAAGUCUAAGUACUGGGAGUUUGUCUACGAAGACUCCAUGGACUUGAUCGCCAAGCUGCCGUGCAUCGCCGCCAAGAUCUACCGCAACCUGUACCGUGAGGGCAGCAGCAUCGGAGCCAUCGACUCCAACCUGGACUGGUCCCACAACUUCACCAACAUGCUGGGCUACAGUGAGCAGCAGUUCACCGAGCUGAUGAGACUCUACCUCACCAUCCACAGUGAUCAUGAAGGAGGCAAUGUCAGUGCCCACACCAGCCACCUGGUGGGCAGCGCCCUGUCCGACCCCUACCUGUCCUUCAGCGCCGCCAUGAACGGUCUGGCUGGUCCCCUGCACGGCCUGGCCAAUCAGGAGGUGCUGGUGUGGCUGACCGCCCUGCAGAAGGAGAUGGGAGGAGAGGUGUCUGAUGAGCUGAUGAGGGAUUACAUCUGGAACACACUCAAGUCCGGAAGGGUGGUGCCAGGUUACGGCCACGCUGUCCUGAGGAAGACGGACCCGCGCUACACCUGCCAGCGCGAGUUCGCCCUGAAGCACCUGCCCAACGACCCCAUGUUCAAGUUGGUCGCCCAGCUUUACAAGAUUGUGCCCAAUGUGCUCUUGGAGCAGGGCAAGGCCAAGAACCCCUGGCCCAAUGUGGACGCCCACAGCGGAGUGCUGCUGCAGUAUUAUGGGAUGACUGAGAUGAACUACUACACGGUGCUGUUCGGCGUGUCCCGGGCCCUCGGCGUGCUCGCCCAGCUGGUGUGGAGUCGAGCCCUGGGCUUCCCCCUGGAGCGCCCCAAGUCCAUGAGCACCGACGGACUGAUGACCCUGGUGGGAGCCAAGUCGGGCUGAGGAGACCACCACCACCACCUGACAGGAGCUGGGGGGGUCAGUGUGUGUGAAGGGUGGGGCGGAGGUGGAAACAUCCCAAAAAAAAAGGAAAAAAAAAAAGGCAGACAUAAGUUCAGUUGACCCCUCAACCCCCCCACCUCCCCACCCCAUGUCGUAUCCAACCCCAGGGGGGAUUCAACAGGAUUCAGAGAGACAGUUCACUUUUAAUGUCAUGUCACAGAAGAAGGGCCUUUUUAAAAUCGCCACACCGUUAGUUUGUUUGAGUGUAUUUAGUUUAAACCACUGAAGAUUUUUUUUUUCCCCGCCACGUCUCCGUAUUCAGAAAACAUGCUUCAUACGCAAACGUGUAAACCCGUCGUAGGCUCAAACACUGUACUAUUGUAAAGUCUAAUAGCAUCGCUAAGAUAUCGACCUGUCGUGGGUCUGAACUAAGAAGAGGCAAGUUGGCAAUCAAAGGGAAUCGUGGCAGUGAAUUGCACUUGUUUGUAUUUGCUCCAGUUCAGUACCUGACUCAACCUUUUGUUGCUUUUGGCUAAUGCAGUGAUUUGUUCUAGAGGAGACUCCUCCCCCCUCUCCCCCUACCCCACAAGUUAAGACUCUAACCUUUGUUUUCCUUCUAUGCAACAAUUCCCAGACGUUGUCCCGCCCGGUCCAUCGGCGCGUUUCACUCCCGUUUAUGAACACUCCAGUUUAGGAAAAAGAAAAGUACAAUUACCAAACAAGAUGAACGAGGGCGUGAUUGAUAAGUUCCUCUCCUACAUCUACACACAUCUUCCCCUUAUCGUCUGCUGUCAGAUCUCGUCAACGGUCUCCAGAUGUGGUUGUGACGGUAACCACUAACCAAUAAGAAGGGGGGGGGGGCAUCAUCCCCCUGGUGUGUUGCCGUAUCCGUCGUCACGGACGUCUUUAGGUCGACAAGCCCUGGAGUCGGAGGGAGGCAGCGAAACAGACGUUAAUAACUUUCUUGCGUCCUCUCUGCAAAGAAUUGGAAGCGCGUCUCCUUCAACCUUUUAGUCCAUGAACAUGUCGAUCACCACUCGGAACAAAAAUCAUAAUACCGGUUAAAAGAUACUGCCCCUUUAAAUCUUCAGUCUCUCUCUUCUCUCCUCCUCCCAACAGUAGUUGUUUUUCUUUUUUAAAUGAUGACCUGUAUUUUACCUCUAUGAUCAAAAUAACUGUCCCGUCUGUUUUCGUAAAGUCGCUAAUACUAAUAUUAAUACAGUUUUGAGCACAGGGUGUUGUGAUUGGCAGCCUUAAGAGCAAGCUUGACUUCUGGUGAAGUUCCCGUCUUAUCUAAGUGAUGUGUUUGUCAGUCGAGUCCCCACAGGAAGCGCUUCGAACAUCAAAUACUCCAAAAUGAGCACUUGCUUGAUUGGAUUUCCUUUUUUCUUUAGACGUAGACGACCCCCUCCCUCCCCCUCCAGGAUGAUUGUAACCCCCUCCCCUUUUUUUCUUUGGGUGUUGAAUAUGUAUAAAACUAUAAUCUUUGGGUUUCUCAUGUUGUGGUUUUAUUUAUACUUUGUGUACAUAGGUAUAUAUAUAUAUAUGUAUAUGUAUAGCUUGAAUGUAUGAGCUUGUAAUUGCCACAACGAUUUUUCCAUAAGUUUUAUCCACAGUGUCUUUGUCUCUCACUGGGUCACUGUGGAAAUUCUGACGACGACGAACAAAAAAAGAAAAAGAAAACUGCAGCUUAAUUGUAAUAACGUAGAUUCAUUUUUCCUCGCCCACUGUAGCUCUGUGGGCUUUAGCCGGUGCUGUUUUUAUUUGUUUCAGGUGUUUUUCACUUGAAUGUGUCAAGCUUGCUCUUAACCUCUGGGUUUGUCAACACUCCAUUUUUUUUGCGUGUAGUUUUAUAGUUCCUGCGUCGUUCAAACUGCUCGUGGUUUCACUCGGACGCUUCGCUCCGCCUCCGUCUUCCGUCGCGGCUCUUGUCGCACGCGUCUCGUGUUUUACCGUACUUCUUCUUCUUCUUCUGCUCGGUGAGCAGGUUUAUUUUGAUCGUAGAGGAGCCAAAUAAAAGGUCGUUCACAGUAACCUGGGGUGAAUUCAAGUGCAGGUGGAUUCGGUAGGAGAAACACUAUUAAGGGGGAGGGAAAUGGGGUCUGGACGGGUCGAAUGGGAGAGAAAAGCCUGAGGAGCAAAUAUUGGAAAAAAAAAAAACCUAACAAAAAAUGAAAAAUAAAGGUUUUUAUUAACACUCGGUUUGGUCAGGGGUUUUUUUUCUUCUUCCUGUCAUUGCCUGUAACACGAUGAAGGUCGUUCUGAUACUGUAUGUGAACUGAAGGACAAUGAGAACCGUAAAUAAUUAAACCAAUGAAGGCUGCUUCAAAGCUC
Molecule: messenger RNA, 3857 nt
Organism: Scophthalmus maximus (turbot)
Lineage: Eukaryota; Metazoa; Chordata; Actinopteri; Pleuronectiformes; Scophthalmidae
Gene: cs
Product: citrate synthase
Exons: 11
Coding region: 117-1523 (468 amino acids)
Biological process (GO): tricarboxylic acid cycle; carbohydrate metabolic process; citrate metabolic process
Cellular component (GO): mitochondrial matrix
Source: RefSeq, a predicted model, not a curated record